Molecule: messenger RNA, 1074 nt
Organism: Fraxinus pennsylvanica
Lineage: Eukaryota; Viridiplantae; Streptophyta; Magnoliopsida; Lamiales; Oleaceae
Source: the annotation of a GenBank genome assembly
AUGGCCGGAGCUCAGUCGGGUUCCCCGGGAUCCGACUCGGGGAACUACAACAACUAUGCAACAAGGUUCACACCAGCCAUGGCCAUAAUCAUAGUCGUCCUUUUAGCGGCAUUUUUCUUCGUUGGUUUCUGCUCUAUCUACAUCCGCCACUGGUCCAGCGGCUCCGGCAGCAUCCGCCGAGCAAUCUCGAUACGUCGCCGUGCUGGCGGCCAGGUAGGCCUCGACCCUUCGGUUAUAGAAAAUUUCCCCACUUUCUUAUACUCCGAAGUUAAAGAUCACAAGAUUGGAAAAGGAUCGUUGGAGUGUGCAGUGUGUUUGAAUGAAUUUGAAGAUGAUGAAACGCUGCGUUUGAUACCCAAAUGCGAUCAUGUUUUUCACCCGGAAUGUAUCGAUGCUUGGCUCGAGUCUCACUCUACCUGCCCGGUUUGUAGAGCGAAUUUGGUUCCCGGUGAUGAACCGGUAGACUUGCCGGAGUUGACAAACAGUAUCCGUGAAAGCAAUGAAAAUAUGGAAAGAAGUCAAAGAAUCAACAGUUUUAGAAAUGAAGAAGUUGUCAUACAAGUAACCGGUGCCGGUGAAAAUCAGCCGGACGUGAACCGGCCGCCGAGGUCCUUAUCUAUAAAAAGACUAAGGACGUUCAAUUUUGGUAGGUUCAGGUCGCACUCUACUGGACAUUCAAUAGUUCAACCGGAGGAAAAUCAUGACCGGUUCACGUUGAGGUUACCAGAAGAAGUUAGGAAGGAGGUGCUGGACCGGGCAAUGCUUAAGCGGACUAAAAGCUGGGCGGUCAGGUUCCCUACGGGUGAAGGGAGUUCAAGAAGGGGUUAUAGAACCGGUGGAGGAGAAGGAAGCCGUAAAGCGGGAAGAUGGUUUGAAAGGUCGAACCGGUGGAGUUUUAAUAUGGCACGACCAGUUUUCUCAAGAGCGUCAUCGAUGAAAUCACCGAGGAUGGUGGCAGAAAACGGUGAAGGGUCUUCGAAGGGGGGUAGGACGCCAGUUAAGAUGCCGUCCUUCAAGUGUCUGGAACCUAAGACUGGAGGUGAAAGUAGUAUCUCGGCUCAUUCUCCGGUUUAG